AUGAUGGCUUUCUUUGUGUCCUUUUUUCCCGAUCCCCAGAUCAGUAGAGUUCCGGGCAGACGGCCCUCUUCUACUCGUGCUCCCGCCGCCUUUAUCCCCAUUGCGCCGCGUCCGGCUCCCUCGUCGGUGUCGUCGGUGUCAUCUGCUUCCUCGUCCUUGGUGCCGGAGUCUGGCGCGCUUCCAGGCCAGAGGUCGAAUUCCGUUCCGGGUCUCAAGUUGGAGGAUCUACAGUACUCCCAACAGGUUGAUCCAGCCUUGAGAGAUGUGCCGAUGACGACCGCCAUGGGUGGUGGUGGUGCUUCUCUCGCUCCCUCGGACUCCUAUGUCCCUCUCUCCUGCGCGUCGCUUGCGUCCUCUCCGCUCGGCUCGCUCGCCGAAACUCCCCUGUCCGUCUCGAUGUCCAUGUCGAUGUCGAUGUCCAUGCCGAUGUCGAUGGCCAGCGGCGCCUGGGCCACAGAUGCCACUCCGGCGUAUGGGGAUGUCAGCCCGUUCACGCUGGAGGAUAUGGAUGUUGACGUGAUAGGCGAUUGGACUUGGUUGUCGCAAACGGUAUGA
Molecule: messenger RNA, 555 nt
Organism: Aspergillus affinis
Lineage: Eukaryota; Fungi; Ascomycota; Eurotiomycetes; Eurotiales; Aspergillaceae
Product: putative Cu-dependent DNA-binding protein
Exons: 1
Coding region: 1-555 (184 amino acids)
Source: RefSeq, a predicted model, not a curated record